Molecule: messenger RNA, 5157 nt
Organism: Anolis carolinensis (green anole)
Lineage: Eukaryota; Metazoa; Chordata; Lepidosauria; Squamata; Anolidae
Gene: zic2
Product: Zic family member 2
Exons: 3
Coding region: 1053-2717 (554 amino acids)
Biological process (GO): regulation of transcription by RNA polymerase II
Cellular component (GO): nucleus
Molecular function (GO): RNA polymerase II cis-regulatory region sequence-specific DNA binding; DNA-binding transcription factor activity, RNA polymerase II-specific
Source: RefSeq, a predicted model, not a curated record
AAGGGAAAGGGAAGGGGGUGGGAGGGGGGAUAAAAAGCCGCCUCAGCAGCGCAACCCGCCGGAGAGGAAGGGACCAGAAGAGGAGGAGGAGGAGGAGGAGGAAGCAGAAGAGGGGCAAGGCGAGAUCCUCUGCCGGCAAGCGAAGCAACCCCCCUCCGCGAGGAGGAGGAGGAGGAAGAAGCGCCGCAUCGCCCCUCUGGGUUGGAGGAAGAGGAGGAGGAGGAGGAGGACCUCUUCUCCAUGGCGGGACCCGCGGAGCAGGACUGACGGGCGUUGAGCUCGCUCGCUCUGUCUCUCUCCAGCCCCCUCCUGCCGCGCCCGGGUUAUUGUUCUGCCUCGCCGCGCUUCUCUCCCCCUCUCUCUCCUUUUUUUAACCCCCAUCCUUCCCCUCCUCCUCCUCCUCUUCUUCUUCUUCCUCCUCCUCCUCCUCCUCCCCAACUUGAGAGAGAAAGAGGCUCCGGAUUCUUUGCAAGUUUGGAUUCUGCGAGGCGAAUGGCGGGGAGGAGAAGAGGAGGAGGAGGAGAAGGAGAGGGAAGCGGAGAAGAAGAAGAAGCAGCGGCAGCAGAAGAGCGGGAAUAAGAAUAUCCUCCAUCCAUCCUAUUUCUAUUUGGGAUUUUUCUUUUAAAAAAAGGGUGAAAAAAAGAAGAGGAGAAGGGGUGGGGCGGGGUUUGUUUUCUCUCUCCCCGGCGGGCGGGCGGGCGGGCGCGCUCCCGCGUGCGAGUGGGAGGCUGGCUCGGGAGCGCGCGUCUGGGGCGUGUGUAUGUAGCUAGCUAUAUAGCUCCUCCUGGCUUGUUUGUGUGCGUGCGUGCGCGAGAGAGAGGCUGAGGCUGCGGUGGUGACACCUCUUCUCCUGCUUCUCCUUCGGGUUUGUUUGGAGGGAGCGAGGGCGAGAGAGAGGGCGAGGCGUGAGUGCCCUUGUGUGUCUGUGUGUGCGUGUGUGUCUCCCUUCCCCCACCCCUUCCUCAACCAUCCCCAGCCUUCCGAGGCCGAGCCCGCUUCUCCACCGCCGCCUCCUCUCCCGUCCCCGCUCCGAGGCAGGCGCCGGAGGGGCGAUGCUGCUGGACGCGGGUCCGCAGUUCCCCUCGGCGCUGGGGGUGGGUUCCUUCUCCCGGCACCCCCCUCCGCCGCCCCCUCCGGCCCCGGGCGCCCCCUCCUCCUCUUCCUCCUCCUCCUCCUCGGCCUCCGAGAUGCAGGAGCGAGAGCUGAGCCUCCAGAACAGCUUCGUGGACGCCGCGGCGCACCUGGGCGCCUUCAAGCUCAACGUGGCGGCUGCGGCGGCGGCGGCGGCGGCCCACGACUUGUCCCCCGUGGGGCAGGGCUCGGCCUUCAGCUCGCAGGCGUCGCCUUACUCCCACGCCGCGCACGUGGGCUCCUACCCGGCUCCUCCGCCGCCCCCGCCGCCCUUCAACUCGCCCCGGGACUUCUUGUACCGGAGCCGCGGCUUUGGGGACUCGGGAGCCGGCGGCGGAGGGGCGCAGCACGGCCUCUUCGGGGCGGCCUCCUCCGGCGGGGGCCUGCACCACGCGCAGCACGGAGGCGAGCCCGCGCAGGGACACCUGCUCUUCCCGGGCCUGGCUGAGCAGCACGGCGUAAGCGGCGGGGCAGUGUCCGCCUCCGGGAACGUCCUCAACGGGCAGAUGCGGCUGGGCCUCGCCGGGGAGGUCUUCGGCCGGACGGAGCAGUACAGGCAGGUCUCAAGCCCACGCGCGGACCCCUACGCGGCGGCGGCGGCGGCGGCGGCAGCGGCGGCAGCGGCGGCGGCUCAACUCCACGGGCAGUACGCGCCCAUGAACAUGAACAUGGGCAUGAACAUGAACAUGAACAUGGCUGCGGCGGCGGCGCACCACCACCCGCACCCCCACCACGCCCACCACCACCACCACCACCCGCACCACCACCACCCGCACCACCACCACCACCCGGGCGCCUUCUUCCGCUACAUGCGCCAGCAGUGCAUCAAGCAGGAGCUGAUCUGCAAGUGGGUCGACCCCGAGCAGCUGGGCAGCCCCAAGAAGAGCUGCAACAAGACCUUCAGCACCAUGCACGAGCUGGUCACCCACGUCUCCGUGGAGCACGUCGGCGGGCCCGAGCAGAGCAACCACAUCUGCUUCUGGGAGGAGUGCCCCCGCGAGGGGAAGCCCUUCAAGGCCAAGUACAAGCUGGUCAACCACAUCCGCGUCCACACCGGGGAGAAGCCCUUCCCCUGCCCCUUCCCCGGAUGCGGAAAGGUCUUCGCCCGCUCCGAGAACCUCAAGAUCCACAAGAGGACGCACACAGGAGAGAAGCCCUUCCAGUGCGAGUUCGAGGGCUGCGACCGGCGCUUCGCCAACAGCAGCGACCGGAAAAAGCACAUGCACGUCCACACCUCGGACAAACCCUACCUGUGCAAGAUGUGCGACAAGUCCUACACACAUCCCAGUUCUCUGCGGAAACACAUGAAGGUCCACGAGGCUUCCCCGCAGGGCUCGGAGUCCUCCCCGGCGGCCAGCUCGGGCUACGAGUCCUCCACGCCGCCGGGCUUAGUCUCCCCCACCGCGGAGGCCCAAAGCAACGCCGGCGGAGGCGGCGGCGGCAACAGCAGCAGCAACUUGUCCCCGGCCACGGCGGCGGCCUCGCACCGGAGCAGCGGCUCGGGCGGAGGCGGGGGCGGCACGGCGAGCGGAGGCGGCGUCCCCCACAGCGGCCUCACCUCCAACUUCAACGAGUGGUACGUCUGAGGCGCCCUCUCUCUCCCUUUUGUGCGGAUCGGGACGCCGCGGACUGACUGAGGAGGGGAGGGCAGAAGGAAAGGAAGGAAGGAAGGAAGGAAGAGAGGGGGAAGCUCGCCUGGUCUUUCAAAGACAGAAAGAAAGAAAGAGCGGAUUAAAUGCGGGCCCAGAAAGGGGUCUUUCCCGCCUCGCCUCCGGCGCCUGAGGAACAAAAGACCCAGAGGGAUGGAGGCGCCUCCUUGGACCGGCUCCUCGCCCUCCCUCCCUCCUUCCCCUUCUCCCUCCAAGCUUUUCUGUGGACGCGGGGGGGGGGAGUAACCGACGCUUUCUCGGUGUAUAGAGAUGGCUUUGCCUUGGGAAAGCAUGCUUUGGGGUGUCCUCUUCCUCCUCCAUCGUCGCCCCCCCCUCCCCGUUGGCCUCCUUCCCUCUCGAUCUCUUUUUGAAACGGAUUCUUCACCCCAGAAGGGCCGACCUGCUCUCCAGCCUGCCUGCCUGCCUUCUCUAGUCCGUCUCUCCUUCGAACCAGUUCUUCUCCAUCCUCAAACCGCCCACCCGCUCUCCACUUUGCCCGUUUUCUCUCUUCAUCCUCUUCUUCCUCCUCCAACAACAACAUCAUCACUCUUGUGUUGUCACUGGGUUGCUGUGAGUUUUCCGGGCUGUAAGGCCAUGUGGAAUGCUUCUGGAACAUAGCCAUACAGCCCGGAAAACUCACAGCAACCCAAUCAACAUCCUUUUUGCCUCCUUCUCUUCUUCGAUUUCAAUUAUUUUCCAUCCCUAAACCGCUGACCGGCUCUGCACUUGGCCUACCUUCUCCCCUCGUCUUCCUUCAUCAUCAUUAUCAUCCUCUUUUCCGCAAUGGGUUAAGCCCUUGUGCCGGCCGAACUGCUGACCGAAAGGUCGGCAGUUCCAAUCCGGGGAGCGCAGGGUGAGCUCCUGUCCGUCAGCUCCAGCUCCCUAUUCGGGGACAUGAGAGAAGCCUCCCAAAGGAUGAUAAAACAUCAAACAUUCGGGCUGUUUUCUGGAUAACGUCCUUGCAGACGGCCAAUUCUCUCACACCAGAAGCGACUUGCAGUUUCUCAAGUCACUCCUGAUGAGAAAUAAUAAAAAAAAAACCCUCACAUCUAUGACAGGCAUCCUCAGAGGUGGUGAGGCUGUUGGAAACUAGUCAAGUAGGGUUUACAUAUUUGUGGGAGAAAGAACUCUUGUCUGUUUGAGGGAAGUGUGAAUGUUGCAGUUUGGCCACCUUGCUUAGCACUGAAUGGCCUUGCAGCUUCAAAGCCUGGCUGCUUCCUGCCUGGGUGAAUCCUUUGUUGGGACGUGAUUGGCUGGCCCUGAUUGUUUCUUGUCUGGAAUUCCCCUGUCUUGUUCUUUAUUUACUGUCCUGAUUUUAGAGUUUUUUAAAAUACUGGUAGCCAGAUUUUGUUCAUUUUCAUGGUUUUCAUCCUUUCUAUUAGAAAUUGUACCAGUAUAUAUUUUAAAAAACCCUUCUCAUACAGGGAGAGAAACAUCGCAGCCCCCCCCCCCCGCAACGUCCUUGCAGAGGACCAAUUCUCUCACACCAGAAGCGACUUGCAGUUUCUCAAGUCGCUGGUGACACACACAAAAAAUCUUCUUUGCCUUUUUCCAUUCUUGUCCGACUUGCCUGCCUUUCCCCCUGCAUUUUUCUCCUGCUCUCUCCUUUCUGUGAUCUUCCAUUCACCCCAUUUUUAAAUAAAUAAAUAAAUAAAUGAAAUAAAAAGGUGGGGGGAGGGAGGGGGAGGGAAGUAACGUGGAAUCAAAUGGGUUCUUUUGUAAUUGUGGUCUUGAAUAUUGUGUUUCCUUAUUUUUAAUUUAAUUUUUUCUUCUUAAAAAAAGGGGCAACUUUUGAUUGUAAAGGUAUAUUUCAGCUCUAGACUGGAAAGAUUUUUAAAACGAAAAGGAAAAACAAAAAAACUCCCCCAACCCAACCCAACCCAACCCAACACACGUGCCAAAGUCUCUCUCCAUGCUCUUCUUUCUGCAGAACCACCCAGACCCUUCCCUGACCCUCCUCUUCCUUCCAAGGCUUGUGAAUGUAUUUUCUUCUGUUAGCUGGGUUUACAUGUGAUGUUUUAGUGCUCUUUGCCAGUCCGGUUUGUUAGCUCCUGUCUGGAAGUUUGUCGGGAGAGGGGGAGGGGGGCGUUUUUAAAUAUAGUGCCAUUAGGGUUUCCCCAUCCAAAAAAAGCGACCUUCCUUGUGUAAAUACCUGUUGCCAUAUUUAUCCAUUUGUAAUUAAAUUAUGGUAUUAACUUGCUACAGAUGAAACAGUAUUUAUAAAGAAUGUUUCUUAACUAUAAAUAUGUACAAUUGUGAGCAUAAACUGUUUCGGGAUUUUUUUUAUUUGAAGGUUUAUGUGGUUUCAUUUUUUGUGAUAUGUUUUCUUUUGAGAGUAAUGCAUACAGAAAUAUAAUAAAAUGUGUUGGAAACUACA